AUGGCUAGAAAGAGGCCACACGACCAGGUUGAACCUGAUGUCGCCACAUAUCCCGAGUCUACAACAACAGAGAAAACUUCCUCUGUCAAAACACAUCAAGCAGGAAAACCGAAAGGGCAAUCGCGGCAGGAAAGGUCGGAGAGAAGGUCUAAGAAACAGAAAAAGUCGGCCGAUCAGCCCGAGCCAACAAAUAAUUUCGUGGCAGAGAUUUCGAACAAGGACACGCACCAGGAGGCAGAGGAAUCUAAACCCGCGGUAGCAGGAUCUCCAGCAGAGGGGCCCAGGAAGAAGCAAAAAUCCCGGGAUCAGAAGGUAGAGAAGACCCCUUCAAGGUUUAUCGUCUUCGUGGGAAAUCUUCCUUUCGAUGCCACUACCGUCCAGAUCAAGCAGCAUUUUUCCAAACUUGCGCCCACAAGCGUUCGAAUGUCGACGGACAAAUCCACCGGGAGAAGCAAGGGGUUUGCCUUCCUCGAGUUUGACGACUACGAUAAAAUGAAAACAUGUCUAAAGCUGUAUCACCAUUCAAUUUUUGAUCCUCAGCGUCAGUCUAGUGCAGAAGCCAAGGACGUUCUAAGUGACGAGAAGUCCAAAGGCAGGAGGAUAAAUGUUGAGUUGACGGCUGGGGGAGGAGGAAAGAGCAAGGUGCGCAAGGAGAAGAUCAAGAUGAAAAACAAGAAGCUAGGAGAGGAAAGAGAGAGACAGAGGAUCAAAGCGAAAACCGAGACAGACAAUGCCGCUCGAAAGAAACGCGAAGCUCCCGGAACCGGGCCAAACGCGGAUACGAUGAUGGUGCCCGAAGACAAUCGUGGUGCGAUUCAUCCGAGUCGGCUUUCGCGAGUACAACAUUGA
This is a messenger RNA of Exophiala spinifera, 849 nucleotides long. RefSeq lists its product as uncharacterized. Gene Ontology annotation, molecular function: RNA binding. The coding region runs from base 1 to 849 and encodes 282 amino acids. Lineage: Eukaryota; Fungi; Ascomycota; Eurotiomycetes; Chaetothyriales; Herpotrichiellaceae. The transcript has a single exon. The record is from RefSeq and is a predicted model, not a curated record.